AUAUAUAUAUAAUCAGAAACUCAGCAGACGACAUCGACCUCCUGAGUCCCAAUUUACGAACCUCCACCUACAAUCUAUCUCCGUAAACCCUAAAUUCCACCACCAGAUGAUUUCUCUCUCCUCUCUCCUCUCUCCGACAAUAUUCAGCAUUGUAAUGCAAUGGAGUCGAUGAUCGAACUCUGCGAUCUGAUCGCACAAAAUCCUUCGCAAUUUGCUGAUAAAUUGGCUUGGAUUUGUGGACGAUGUCCACCAAUUGACUCUUCGUUUGUAAGCGAUUCAAUUGCUUCGUACGAUUUCUUGAGUUACAUGAAUAAAGCCAGUGAAUUGUCCUCGGAUUUUGCAAUGGCCGUUGCGGAGUAUACGGUAGAGAUUGUGAUGUCAGCGGUUAACAAUGUCAGUGGAGAUUUGGGGUUCACCGAGGAGCUAGAUUCGACAACUCCUGAAGCGUCAUCGUCUUUUUUGGGUCGAUUCCGUAUUCUAUUGCCCAAUCUUUUUUGCCACAGUCGUUUGGAAGCGAUUCAAUCUUUUGAUUUCCUGAGUUAUGUGAGUGAAGCCAGUGAGUUGUCCUCGGAUUUUGCCAUGGCCGUUGCGGAGUAUACGGGAGAGAUUGUGAUGUCGGCGAUUAACAAUGCCGGUGGAGAUUUGGGGGUUUCUCUGUCGCAGAAUUUUCAUCCAAUUCUUCUUUCUAAUGCAAACAGAUUAGUGUCCACUCUUCUAGAUCGAUUUGAAAUUUCGGUUCCUAGUUCACCGAGGGAGCUAGUUUCGAUAACACCUGAAGCGUCAUCGCCUCAGUGUUUGCCACUCAGUGCGAACCAUUAUCAAUCAAAUGAGAGAAACAGUCCAGGAAACGAGGUCAGCAAUGCCUCUGGUUCUUCUAGCGGUGACCCUUCAAGGGUUACAGAUGAGGCGACCAGUGCAUUGUGGUCGAAAGGAUUGGUGAUGAAAGGGGGCAGCCUUGCGUGGAAGAGCAAUGUGGAUAUAUUUGGGGCUGAUAUUGGGUUCAAUGAUGAAGGACGAGGCGGUUCCGCAACGUACAAGCGAGUGGUAGCCUCUUUUGAGGAAGAGCCUGUGGAGAGCCUUCAACAACAGGAGAUUGCUUUCAAGCUGAUUGGGCACAUAUUGGAUAAAGUCCAGAUUGAUCUUAAGCUUUUGUAA
Molecule: messenger RNA, 1155 nt
Organism: Ilex paraguariensis (yerba mate)
Lineage: Eukaryota; Viridiplantae; Streptophyta; Magnoliopsida; Aquifoliales; Aquifoliaceae
Source: the annotation of a GenBank genome assembly